UUCAUUUGUGUUGACAAUUUGGAGUUAUAUACCUCUGGUUUAAAUUGUAACGAAUGUUUAAUUUGAAAACAAAUUUUAUUUUAUUGUUUAUUGUUAUUAAUACUCUCAUUAUUGUGUGUACCACUUAAUUAGACAAGUGAAUAAAUUAAACGAAAAUGCAGGCACGCCGUGUCGCGAAGAACAAAUUAUUAGAGCUACAAACAAUAAUAAGCAGGAUGCCGCUCGAGUUAUGUUGUGUGACAGUCCUCCCUGAGUUUGGGGUGCGUUGGCGGGAGGUCUCCCGCCACGUCCGUAGCUCCAGGCUGCCUAUGACAAGUGCUAGUGUCGCUCGCGUGCUGUGCAGACACGCAUCUAAGUCAUUACCCGAAGAGGAAAUUGAGGACAUAGCAUCAAGGUUACGAUUGAAAUUAGCAGCAACCCAAAGCCGGAUGUGGCACGUGAUAGAGCUGAUGGAGAAAGACCAGGAGGAGUCAGUGUCCAAACAGAUUCACAUGUUACCCAGCAGAGUGACACAAGCACUGAGCAAGUACAGGAAUAAGAAUAUGAGGCCGGAGGUGCAGACAGUGUUACUGGGCGACCUGAUGUACGUAAGCGUACAGUUGCUGUCUGAUACCAAACAGGGCAGCGUACUGUACGUAGCCACUCCGCCCACGGAGCCGGUCGCACUUGUCAGCUCACUCGGCAUGACUACACUGUUAAAAGCAGUCGUUGACGGACUCGGCUACAAUAAAUAUCAAGAUGCAAACCUCUACGGUCGAGACAUACGCUCCCUCCUCCAGAUAUUCGACCGUCGGUACACAGAGAAUGCUGACCACCUCACAGAAAUACCAGAAUACACACCAGUGCCUGUAACAACGCGAUCCGGAAUCGACUACACAUAUAAAACGUACGACAUCCAAUACGUGGACAAUUUACUAGGCCCCGAUCCCCCUUUAUUGACCAAUUUGAAUAUUUCAACAACAAAACAGUUCUUCGAUCCGUUUAUAUUGAAUAAACAGAUAAAUUUAAGAGUGACACUGAAGAGUGAUAAUAUAGCGUCCACUUUCAAAGCGUGGGUCGAGAAAAGCGCUCUAGCGCCGACGUCGGAUUUCUUCAAAAUCUUCCAUCAAAUUAAAUCGAAUAAGGUCACUUAUUGCAAGGAGGAUAGUGAGUGAUUUUUAUCUCUGUCUAUUCACUUCUCUUCUGGAUGACUGGUAAUGAAUGCCAUGCAAUUUUCAUGUAAAAUUUGUCAAUCAUGUUUAAUAUUUUUAUACUUUGUUCCAAUACAUAUUAAUAAAAAUGUAAAUAAAUGAAAAGUUUACAAUGUCUUGAUGUUUAAUAGUUAAUACAAAUUGAGAAUCGAUUGAUUUUAUUUGACAAUCAUGUAGUUUUUUUUAAUGGAAGAAGAGCCAGGUUGACUUAUUUUAGUCGAUUAAUCUAUACUUAUAAUAAAUCUGUAGAAAGGAUAAUUCUGUACAUGAAAUAUAUUUCCAAAAUAACUAUCAGCGGGUGAUUAGUGAUCGAUACUGAUGCCAAGAAUGCAAUCAGUAAAAUUUUUGACUAUGUGUCUGUAUGUUCGUUAUAGAAACAAAGACUUCUUGACGGAUUUUAACGAAACUUGGUACAAUUAUUCUUCAUACUCCUGGGCAGGUUAUAGUAUACUUUUCAUCACGCUACGAUCAAUAGGAGCAGAGCAGUGAAGGGAAAUGUUGGGAAAACGGGAGAAGUUACUCCAUUUUCUAAGCCUCCGUCGCGUGUGCAGCCUUAAUGGUCACUUUUUUAAAUUGUAAAAAUGUCCACCCGUGCGAAGCCGAGACGGGCCGCUAGUUUAUUAAAUAUUUCGAUGUUACUAAUUUCGUUUUAGAGUAUAAAUUAAUUUAAUUAACAAUUUUAACAAGCUCACUUUUCCUAUUGCAUGUGGCUAUAUAAAAACAUGGCCAUGUGGUUCCAGCAUAGAAUAGACCAACCCGUCCUUUCCCGUGGGUGUCGUAAGAGACGACUUUGGGAGGGCGUGGGAUGAGCAGCAACAUCUCUUAAAACAUCUUUAAAGCCUAACUGCUACUGCCAAUCCGCCUAUCAAGCGUUACUACUGCCAGUAGCAUGCAGCAGCAGUUAGAACCCCCUAAAGAUGAGGCUUAGAAUUCAACAGUGGACAUUUGUUGGCUGAUAUGACGGAUGAAUUGAAAAAUUUUACUUCCAGCAGCAGUAUUUCCGAACCGAUACGAUAACAUAACCUUCAAGAAAAGAGCAUAUUCCCUUUUAAAAGGCCGGCAGCACACCUGCAAUGCCGCUGGUGUUGUGGGUGAUCAUGGGCGGCGGUAGUCACUUACCAUCAGGUGAGCCGUAUGCUCGUUUGCCCCCUGUGUUGUAAAAAAAAGAUGACAAAUCAGUUUAUGAGACAUUAACUUAAAAAUUACAUACACUCUUCCAUUGUGUAAAUAUCACCCAGAUAUAGAUUCAAUUAUUAUACUUAACUGCAAACGAGCUGACGGCCCACCUGAUUACCAGAGGGAGACUUUGUAUAAAAGCCGUUUGCUUGGUCACCUCUGUCCCAUUCGUGUUUCUAUAGUGAAGCAGUUGUGUUUGCAUGGCUGUGUUUCGAUUUGAAGUGUGGGACAUGGCAGUGUAUUUACAGGGUACAGAGGAAUAACACUUGGGUCCUCAGGAAUGGCAACGCAUGGGGGGUAUCAUGUGCGAAACAGUAUACUCUGUUAUGUCCACGGUACUCUGCUCAUGUCUAUAGGCGACGGUUACCACUUUCUAUCAGGUGGGCCGUCAGCUUGUUUGCCAUUCUAAGUUGCAUAAAAGAAAUAUGAAUAUGAAUCCAAACUUUCGUAAUUUCUUUUUACGGUAGACUGUAAUAGAUGAUUUUUAUAGUCUCUUAAUGGUUAGAUAUAUUUGUGACUAGCAAAUAUGGCUUUAUUAUAACCUAAUGUAUUUAUUUUAUGUAAACCAAAUGACAUGUUGAAAUAAAACCACAUUUUCAAAUUU
Messenger RNA from Galleria mellonella (greater wax moth), 2970 nucleotides. RefSeq lists its product as uncharacterized. Lineage: Eukaryota; Metazoa; Arthropoda; Insecta; Lepidoptera; Pyralidae. The transcript has 5 exons. The coding region runs from base 156 to 1154 and encodes 332 amino acids. The record is from RefSeq and is a predicted model, not a curated record.